Molecule: messenger RNA, 2892 nt
Organism: Chenopodium quinoa (quinoa)
Lineage: Eukaryota; Viridiplantae; Streptophyta; Magnoliopsida; Caryophyllales; Amaranthaceae
Product: ABC transporter G family member 25-like
Exons: 3
Coding region: 426-2438 (670 amino acids)
Cellular component (GO): membrane
Molecular function (GO): ATP hydrolysis activity; ABC-type transporter activity; ATP binding
Source: RefSeq, a predicted model, not a curated record
CCCACCAACACUUUUAACACAGAGCCAGAUGGCACUUGAAUCCUCCACGUUGCACUCCUCUACAGUUUGGUUUCCCGCUAAUGACGUGGCAACCAUCAUCUCUUAAUCUCUUAUUUAAUUACUUUUUUUCUCUAAUGACUUCAUAAAUACCAUAGAUUAUUCUUUUUUUAAAAAAAAUAUUUUUUUUUCAACUUUACCAAAAUAAUAAAAAUACAAAAAUAUAAAAUCUCCUCUAAUAUUAUUAACCCUCUUGGACCCACCACCCAAAUUUAAAUUAAUAAAUAGACCCCUCCUCUUCAUUUCCUCACUUCUCUACAUCUUCCCUUCAUAAACUCUCUCUCUCUCUAAAUACUACAACUUAACACAAACUUUCUCUCUCUAGAAAAAUAUUUGAACCAAACCAAACAAGCCCUAAGAAAAAAAAAAUGUCAGUAUUUUAUGAAAACAAACCCCCAAACCAAAUCAAUGGCAAUACGCAAACACAAUGUCAUGAUUUCCAAAGUCAAUCACCAUCUUUAUUAUGCUCUUCUUAUCCUAUCACUCUCAAGUUUAUGGACAUAAGCUACAAGGUGAAGGUUGAAUCAAAUGAAGGGGGAAGUAACAUCAAAUCAUUGAUUUGUGGCCGGGGUAGCUCAACAACAUCAUCAUCAUCCGAGACAGCAAUGACAACCACAACGAUUCAAGAAAGAACGAUCUUGAACGAAAUAACCGGAAUAGCGUCACCAGGAGAGAUCGUAGCCGUGCUAGGACCAUCAGGGAGCGGGAAAUCAACGCUCCUAAAUGCACUCGCAGGAAGAAUCCGUGGACACGCACUCACCGGAUCAAUCCUAGCGAAUGACAAAAAACUCACAAAACAAAUUCAAAAACGAACCGGAUUUGUAACCCAAGACGACGUGCUCUACCCUCACCUUACAGUCCGAGAAACACUCCUCUACUGCGCACUCCUUCGCUUACCAAACACCCUCACCAAAAACGACAAAAUCAACGUCGUUGAGUCUGUUAUGGGAGAGCUAGGAUUGCAUAAGUGCGGGGACACCAUAAUAGGGAACACAUUCAUACGUGGGGUCUCGGGGGGCGAGAGAAAGCGCGUGUGCAUCGCACAUGAGAUGCUUGUGAACCCGAGUUUAUUAAUUUUAGAUGAGCCUACUUCUGGUUUAGACUCAACCGCGGCUCAUCGGUUGGUCUUAACCUUACAAGGGUUGGCUAGGAAAGGUGGGAAAACAAUUAUUACUUCGGUUCACCAGCCUUCGAGCCGGGUUUACCAAAUGUUCGACUCGGUUCUUGUGUUGUGUGAUGGUAGACCGAUUUAUUUCGGGAAGGGUCAUGACUCGAUGUCGUAUUUUCAGUCGGUUGGGUUCGAGCCGUCUUUUCCUAUGAACCCCGCGGAUUUUCUCCUUGAUCUCGCUAAUGGUAUUUCUCAUCAACCGGAUGGAGUAAACGAGAGUAAUAAGCCAAAUACAAAGCAAGCACUUGUUACAGCAUACAACACGGUAUUAGCUCCUAGAGUAAAAACAGCCUGCUUAGACAAUACAAGCAAUAACAAGAACACUUUGCCAAAAAACACAGUUGUUGGUAGUAGAAGAAGCGCAAGGCAAUACAUAAAAAACGGCAUUUUCUCAUGGUUCAGCCAGUUUAGCAUCCUUCUCCAAAGGAGCCUAAAAGAGCGAAGGCACGAGUCUUUUAACUCCCUUAGAGUCUCUCAGGUAAUCGCGGCUGCACUUCUAGCAGGGAUUAUGUGGUGGAAAUCAGACUAUCGAGAUGUACAAGAUAGGUUAGGGUUGCUCUACUUCAUCUCGAUUUUUUGGGGGGUGUUUCCUUCUUUUAAUGCUGUCUUCGCGUUCCCUCAAGACCGGUCUAUCUUUGCUAAGGAGCGUGCCUCUGGAAUGUACUCGUUGUCUUCGUACUUCAUGGCUCGAAUCAUAGGUGAUCUACCCUUGGAGCUUAUUCUACCGUCAAUUUUUCUUACAUUGGUGUAUUGGAUGACUGGCUUAAGGCCUGAACUUUGGACCUUUCUACAGUCCUUGGGUGUUAUUAUAGGGUAUGUGCUCGUUGCACAAGGCCUUGGGCUUGCUCUAGGCGCGAUUAUAAUGGAUGCCAAACGAGCUUCUACGAUUGUUACAAUCAUUAUGCUGGCUUGUGUUUUGACUGGAGGAUUCUAUGUGCAUAAAUUGCCUAGGUGUUUGGGUUGGAUUAAGUAUGCAUCACUUACAUUUUAUUGCUAUCGUCUACUGAUCGAUGUGCAAUAUGAUGGGGGAGAAAGAAUUUCGUCGUUCUUUGGUUGCUCGAGCCAUCAUUCGAUUAAUGUGGCUAAUUGUAAGUUCAUCGACGAAGACAUUGUAGGGCAGAUCAGUCCCCUAGCAAGUGUAGGAGUGAUGUUGAUCAUGUUUGUUGGGUUCAGGUUAUUGGCUUACAUUGCAUUAAGACGUAUGAAGGUUUGAACGUUUUUUACAUAGCCACGUUAUUAGUAAUUUACUAUUACUCCCUCUGUCCGGAAUUAAUUAUCACGUUGACAUGCAUGGGUACGUAUUGUGACAACUAAAUCCUUACAGCGGGAGUACAUAUAUAUGAUCCGAUAGAUCCAUAAUCAUCUUUCAAUCCCGAGAAGAUUAUGGUUCGAGCUUUCGUCUUCACGAUGAUUGUCUGAUCAAGUUGUGGACAUCUAGCCUUGUGGGAAGCUGCAUGGUGUACUAGGAAGCUAACAAAUUCCAGUUUUCCCCCUUUAUUUUGAAAUGCAGUUUGUAAAGAUUUUUAGCAAAAGAGGCAUAACUGAAUGAACCCUCCAUUAUCAUAAUUGGAGUUGUAUUUUUUUUCCCCAAGUUUAUUAAAUGUAUAUAUACGGUAUUUAUACAAGUAUUUAUUAAUGGUAAUAAAGAGGAUUAAAUUUCACUUUGC